This is a messenger RNA of Etheostoma cragini (Arkansas darter), 2033 nucleotides long. RefSeq names its product histone-lysine N-methyltransferase SETDB1-B-like. The coding region runs from base 16 to 1278 and encodes 420 amino acids. The record is from RefSeq and is a predicted model, not a curated record. Gene Ontology annotation, biological process: negative regulation of gene expression; heterochromatin organization. Gene Ontology annotation, cellular component: nucleus. NCBI's taxonomy places the organism in Eukaryota, Metazoa, Chordata, Actinopteri, Perciformes, Percidae. The transcript is spliced from 8 exons. Gene Ontology annotation, molecular function: histone H3K9 methyltransferase activity.
CAGUUGGUGGCGGUAAUGCGCCAUGUCAGUGUUUGUCGACUGCUAUUAAAGCAUCAAGAAGAGGGAAGAGGCAACAACGUGGUUAUGGAGGUGGACAAGAUGGAGACAAGAGUGCCAGAGUUCCAGAAGUCUGGGGAGAGGGUAACAAACAAUACAAAGACCGAAACUGAUGAUGAAAGAGAUGAUGAUGAAAAUAUGUCAGAUUCCCCAUGUGAGUCUGUGCCCUCCACAAAUGUAACACCCAGCAAGGAGACACAAAGGGAGGAUGGUUCUGACUCUCUGUGUGGAAUAAAAAAAGCAGUGGUGGUCUUGACCCGACUCCCUGAUUAUAAGAUCAGCGCUCUGCGACCACCAACACCUCAGCAGUUUUACAGUGAAGAUGACUCCCUCAGCAGCUCUGAUUCUGAUAUGCAGUGGGAACCAGACGAUGAUUCGAGUGAUUCGGAUUUCUCACUCUCAAACAAUAAAAAGAAAACUGGAAAACACGCCGUGACUGGCUCAGUGAGAAGUAGAAACAACAACAACAAUGUGCCAGAAACAGCCCCAGUAUUUAUAUCUGCGGCUUUUGCCCAUUGCUCCACUGAAACCAGAAAGAAUCGUCCAAACUUGCCAGAAGAAGAGGUCAAAGUGGACAUGAUAGUCCUGGCCAGGAAGAGGUCUAUGAGAUGGCAACGAGCAAAAAUAGUGGAUAUAGUAACAAAGGAAGAUGGACGUCUGAAGUACAAAGUUAGUUAUGAUGAAAAAGGACGGAGCCUGGUGUCUGGCCAUCACAUUGCCUUUGAAACCACACCGAAGCUGGAGCAGCUGUAUGUCGGUGCUCGUGUUGUGGUCAGGUGUCCAGAUAACAAGUUCCGGUUCCGGCCUGGUGUUUUGGCAGAGCUCCCCAGCAGAAAGAACCGCUUAAGGUUCCUGGUUUUUAUGGAUGAUCACACGCCGGUCUAUGUUGGAUUACCUUUAUUUCGCCUGGUCUGCAAACCACUGGAAAAUGUUUUAGAUGACAUUCCAGACUGCCCUCACAAGUCUUUCAUGACCCAAUACCUGAAGGACUGGCCGUACCCACAUUUGACCCAGUACAGGGUUGGACAGAGCAUUAAUGUUGAAAUAAAUGGAGCCCACCAGAGGUGUGAAGUGGAGUUGGUUGACAGCAGCUUGAUUCAGGUCGUUUUUCAGGAUAAUCAACAAAAGGAGUGGAUCUAUCGAGGCUCCAUGCGACUUGAACAGAUGACUAGAUUUUUGGAAAUGAAAGAAGCGGAAGAGCAUAGUGAUGAUUCUGACUAAAGAUAGACUUAUAAUGUGGCUCUGGAAUAAAAAAAAAAAAAUCCCCCUGGUGAUGUACCAUUGGAUUUUUUUAACUUGGUGGAUUAUUACAUUUCCAACUAAAGUUGUGCACUAUUAAAACAUGGUGAGCAAUGAAAUGUGACUUUAUCAUAAAAAAAACAACUUAUUUUAUAAAAAAAAUUUUUUUACAGGGUGACAGACCAUGCCCAGAUUGCAAAUUAAAUGUUGCAUUUAAUGUAUACUGAAUUAAUUGCAAGGUGGCAUUUGUUGGAACAUUAUUACAAAAAAGGUGAGAGAAGGACCUUUAUUGUUUUUUAGUUUGCUAAUUUUGAUUUUUGAAUUUAUGACCUAAACUGCAGCCAGCCACCAGGCAGCGAUCGACAUGUUGUGGUUUCACUUAUACUUGCCACAGAAGAUGUGUAGACUUUCUGCUGUCCUGAUGUCAAUGUUCCAUCAUUGCAGAGCCAGGACGGCAAACAGUUGAGACUUUGUUGAGCUGUAUAUGUUUUUAGCCUUGUAAUUGUCCAGCAAAACCAUGACAUUAGAGUGAAGAGCUUUUCUCUCUUCAUUUUUUUUUUCAUCUAGGCAGUGAUCCAUAUUUUCUCAACAUUAUCCAAUUUGAUUUUUGUUUAAUUGUUUUGUAUUGUUUGUCAUUCAAAAAAAUAUCAGUAAACAUUUUACAGUGUAUAUAAGCUUGACAUUUGCAAGUGUCCUCAGUUUCUUUUCCAGAGAUAAAAAAAUAAUAAUCUCAUUUC